UAGAUAUGCUUGAUGUCCCGUACCUUGCGCCAUGGAAGACGAGUUGUGUUUAUCCUCUUCAACCUCAGGUGUUUUGACUGAAUGGAGGGUAGCCCAAGGGCAGAGGGUUACGAAAGGAACGCCUUUAUGCCGCUACAAGAUUGGAGACCAAAUCAAGGAACUGAAGAGCCCGUACGUUGGGCAUGUCGUUGACGUCCUGGUGAACGAAGAGACUGAUGUUGAAGCCAAUGUACCAGUCGUAAGACUGCAGAGUGGAUGCGACCACUCUGUUGUUGCCUUCGACAUGUGCGCUCACUGUGGUGCAAAUUUGAGAAAACAUUCAGGCAAGGCUGAUUUGUUGGAAUCGAACACUACUGCUCAUUUUGCUGUAGUCCACACUGUUCCACAGCUGAAAGUGAGUAAAACGGAAGCAAGACAGAUUGCUGGUCGUGAUGAAGGGAGGUUGCUCCAACAGAGAAAGCUAGUUCUUAUUGUAGACCUUGACCAAACACUUAUACACACAACAGUUGAUCCAUCAGUUGAACCAGGACUCAAGGAUGUUUACGGUUUUCAGUUACCUGGUUAUCCUCACUUUUAUCACUGCAGACUGAGGCCUGGUGCAAAGGACUUUGUGAGUAAUAUCUCAGCAAAAUAUGAAAUGCAUGUAUUUACAAUGGGAGGGAGAGAAUAUGCUCAUACUGUGGCUGGAAUUCUGGAUCCAGACGAGAAACUGUUUGGCCGGAGAGUGUUAUCGAGAGAUGAGCUUGUGGAUCAAAAUCUGAAGGCGUCAAAUUUGAGGGCAUUGUUUCCUAUUGAUGACUCUAUGCUUGUAAUUAUUGAUGACAGGGAAGACGUCUGGGCAUCCAUACCAAACCUUAUCCUGGUUAAACCAUAUCGUUUCUUCAAGGAUGUCGGUGAUAUUCAUUCUCCAUCUGGUAAGUCUUCCGAGUCAGAAGAAGCAUGUAGUCAAGGUAAUACCAAUAAAAGUCAAGGAAUGACAGGUGAAGUGACAGACAAAGAAAUAAAGGAAAAGUCUCAAGAACCAGAUUUGGGGAAGUCCACAAAACAGACUAAAACAGAGAUACAUCAGAAAUGUGCAUCAGAAAACACGGGAAACAACGAUGCAGAGAAAGCUGUAGUGAAAGAUAAGCAAGAUGAUGAUGAUAAGUCAUCUCAUUCUUCAUUGUCUCGUUCUUCAUCUAAUGAGUCUGUGUCUUCGUCAUCUGAUUCUGCUCUACAGAAAGAUGAAUUACAACGCCAAAUGACAGAGACAGAUGACAAGAAUAAACAAGUUGAACAGGUUAUUGUCAAGAGUACAGGAACUGACGAUGCUGCCUAUACAGGGAAUGUUAGUGUACAUAGUCCAGGUAGACGGACAUCUCAUGUACUCAGUAAGGCCAUGUUAGCUUUAGAGGAGAGUGACAACGAUAACUACUUGCUGUAUCUUGGUCAAAUUCUCAAUCACAUUCAUGCAUCAUUCUAUGAACAGUUUGAUCAGAUGAGUGAUGGCUCACCUUAUCCUGAUCUGCGUGAAAUAAUAACCCACAUGAAGAGGAAUGUUCUUCGUGGAGCCAGCAUAGUUUUCAGUAGUGUGUUUCCAACAAACAUCACUCGACCAGAAGAGCAACUAAUAUGGCAGACAGCCACGGCAUUAGGAGCAGUUGUGAGUACAACUCUUGUGCUAAAUGAUCACUCAACAGGUAACCCACCAAAAAAGAAGAAAACGGAACAGGUAGUGACUACUCAUGUUGUUGCUGCUAAGAGAGACACCCACAAGGCAUAUCAGGCACAGAAAAUGCGUGGUAUCUAUUUGGUUAGUCCUGACUGGCUGUGGUGUUGUGCUGAGCGUUGGGAAUGGGUCGAUGAAAAACUGUUUCCUGUUGAUGACCUUCCAGUGGCUGUUGACUUAGACGACGAAAGACUGGCUCGACCAGCAAAGAGAGAGAAAGAUAGAACAGAGGAAAACGGUGUGGGUUCAAUGAAACGUAUUGAAAGGCUCUUCAGUGAUGAAGAGUUUGCUGAAAUGGAUCGAGAAGUUAACGAGGCACUGGGAAGUGAUGACUCGUCUAAUGAAGAUGAUGAACCCAAGGACAGGGCAGGUAUUGUACAUAGUGACAGUGAUUCAAAUUCACUGUCUUUCAAGAUGCCUGGCUCUUUUUCACCAGAUGAUGAGAGUGGAGAUAGUAGCUGCAAUGACGAGAGUGGACAGAGCAGCAGUGAAGACCAGAUGGCAGCAUUACUUGAUGAAGAAAUAGCUCAUUUCUGAUUCAACAAUUAUAAAUACUUAUAUAAUUACUGUACAAAUAGAAAUUGACCUAAUUUUCUUUUGGCUGAA
Messenger RNA from Corticium candelabrum, 2314 nucleotides. RefSeq names its product RNA polymerase II subunit A C-terminal domain phosphatase-like. Gene Ontology annotation, cellular component: nucleus. The transcript is spliced from 3 exons. The coding region runs from base 32 to 2245 and encodes 737 amino acids. Lineage: Eukaryota; Metazoa; Porifera; Homoscleromorpha; Homosclerophorida; Plakinidae. Gene Ontology annotation, molecular function: RNA polymerase II CTD heptapeptide repeat phosphatase activity. The record is from RefSeq and is a predicted model, not a curated record.